Osmerus eperlanus (European smelt) is the source of this 3675-nucleotide messenger RNA. It is a transcript of the gene lhx9, whose product is annotated as LIM homeobox 9. The coding region runs from base 329 to 1516 and encodes 395 amino acids. The transcript is spliced from 5 exons. NCBI's taxonomy places the organism in Eukaryota, Metazoa, Chordata, Actinopteri, Osmeriformes, Osmeridae. The record is from RefSeq and is a predicted model, not a curated record. Gene Ontology annotation, biological process: neuron differentiation; regulation of transcription by RNA polymerase II. Gene Ontology annotation, molecular function: DNA-binding transcription factor activity, RNA polymerase II-specific; RNA polymerase II transcription regulatory region sequence-specific DNA binding. Gene Ontology annotation, cellular component: nucleus.
AAAUUCAGGCAGUCACAACCUGACCUUCAAGCACACGGAACCCUAACGAGACAUCGGUGGGACUGUCUAGAGAAAACAAAAACAUAUAUUUUUUGCAGUUUUAACCAUUACAACGUUUUUACUGACUGUCGUACCAUUUGGACUACCUUUUUGACUACGGAGGGGAAAGCUGUCCUAGUCACCACGGUGUUCCCACUUUUCUUCCACCGAGUUGUAACCUUUUUUAGUUUGGCAUUUGAGGGGAGCUGAGUUGAGAACUAGUGUGUGUGUGCCUCUUUCGCCUCAGAGUCAGUCGGAUGCGCUGAGAGUCCGGGGCGCAACGCUGUUUAUGGAAGUUGUGGGCUGCAAGGCAGAAGCGAGCAGUUGCACAUUGCAUCCAGGAGUCAUGCUUUUCCACGGGAUCUCCGGGGAUCAUAUCCAAGGAAUCAUGGAGGAGAUGGAGAGGAGGUCUAAAACGGACUCGCGUCUGGCUAAAGGCGUGCAGCUAAAUGGUAGAGAAUCGACAAUGCCUUCUAUGAGCCCAGAGAAGCCCGCCUUGUGUGCCGGUUGCGGGGGUAAAAUCUCGGAUAGAUACUACCUCCUUGCCGUGGAUAAACAGUGGCACCUACGGUGUCUCAAAUGCUGUGAAUGUAAACUGGCUCUGGAGUCGGAGCUAACGUGUUUUGCAAAGGAUGGGAGCAUCUAUUGCAAAGAGGAUUACUACAGGUUCUCCGUGCAAAGGUGCGCACGUUGCCAUCUCGGGAUAUCUGCGUCGGAGAUGGUUAUGCGGGCGCGGGAUUCGGUGUACCAUCUCAGCUGCUUCACAUGCACCACGUGCAACAAGACCCUCACCACGGGCGACCACUUCGGUAUGAAGGAUAGCCUGGUGUACUGCCGAGUCCACUUCGAGACUCUGGUCCAGGGGGACUACCAUCCGCAACUCAACUACGCUGAGCUGGCUGGGAAGGGCGCAGGCCUGUCUCUGCCUUACUUCAAUGGUACCGGCACAGCCCAGAAAGGAAGGCCGCGGAAAAGGAAAAGUCCCGCCAUGGGGAUAGAUAUUGCCAGCUACAACUCAGGUUGUAACGAGAACGAGGCCGAUCAUCUGGACCGUGACCAGCAGGCCUACCCUCCCUCACAGAAGACCAAGCGCAUGCGUACCUCCUUCAAGCACCACCAGCUCCGCACCAUGAAGUCUUACUUUGCCAUCAACCACAACCCUGACGCCAAGGACCUGAAGCAGCUGGCCCAGAAGACGGGCCUCACCAAAAGAGUUCUGCAGGUUUGGUUCCAAAACGCAAGAGCCAAAUUCAGAAGGAACGUUUUGCGACAGGAGAAUGGGGGUGUUGAUAAGGCAGACGGCUCCUCUCUCCCUCCACCCUCAUCCGACAGCGGAGCACUGAGCCCCCCCUCCAGCGCGGCCACUCUUACAGACCUGACCAAUCCCUCAAUCACAGUAGUGACCUCCGUGACCUCUAGCUUGGACAGCCAUGAUUCGGGGAGCCCUUCACAAACUACCCUGACAAACCUUUUCUAACACGUCAGCUCUAGCAGAUUCAUUGUUUUUGUUCUCGACUCGAUUUUGGAUUUUUCUUUUUGUUGUUGAAAUGACACCUUUAAGAAACCAGAGACAGCUCAUUGGAAUAGAGAGUACUGUGCUGUACACACAACAAGAACAUUUAAAUACAAAGAAAUUAUUUUGAUGUGUAGCAUUUGCAAACGCUUGGCAGCUGAGUCUGUAGUGAAAUACAGAGAGCAGUGAUUGAUUUGCGAAUGGGACAUUUGGAUGUGGACGGUGUUGAAAAUUUAACUAAAACGGUUCAACAAUCUUGGACAGACCCCAAGUGGAACUAUUUUGUUGAAGAAAUCGGAUCAUUGUACCUCAUUUUAUUUCAUUUGUCGUCAUGAUUUGAAAGAGAUACAGUUUAGCAGUUUCAAAUACUUUCUGUAUCAUUUACAAGUUGAUUUCAAAUCAUUUGAAUUUUUACCCUAAGUAAUUUGUGUAUGUGCAAAUCCGUAUCUUUCCUUACACGGGGGAAAUAUUGAAAGAUUUUGCAGAAUGUGCUAUUAAAUGUAACUGAAAACCCAGAUCUAUCUUCAGACUGUUUCAGCCUUUAGGCCCAGAUGUAAUAGGCCACAGACCUAUUACACCGAGAUAAAUGUUAAACUUAAAAAAUGAACCCAAACAUUACAACUCAUAUGCUAAGUAAAUGCUACAACUUCAACAUGCAUUUUGUUUUGACACCUCAACUGUGAUAGAAUUUUUAAGAGCUGAGUAAAUCUGUCCAUCUGUACAGUGGUAACUGUUCAACCUGCAGUGGAGUCACAUAGAUAUUAGAGACAGCUUUCAACAAGAAAACGAAACAGAAAUUCUGAUUGGACCACAGUGAGCGGGGCACUAUUUAAUAGAUUGUUUACAUCAUACGAGCACUUUUACAAAUCUGUUCAUUGAUUCACGAUAUUCAAAUCAGUGUGCCCGUGGAAUUACGGAUCAAUUCAAUUGCACAGUGACAACAAGCCGCCCAGCGAAAGUGCAUUAUUAUCACGUUGCUCAGGGUAACAAUGUAAUUUUGGAGAAGACUGGAGGGAGGAAGAGAGAUGCUUCAGAGUAGAGCAGCAGGCCUGUCAGCUGACCUCAGACCAAGUCAAGCUGUUACAGGUAGCCAGUAAGAAGAUACAUCAAUCUCCCUGUUUCUAUCGUUUUGGGCCAUUUUUAUCCUUUCUUAACAGACAAUUGCCACUGAACACACCAAAACCAUUAUUCUUUUGGCUGGAAGUGGAGAGGAGAGGAGAGAUAGUGAGCAAAUCUUUACUGGGGUGGCUAAAAACAUUUUGUUGUGUCACAGUUUGUUCUAUUGUAGAACAAAGUGUUACUCUAGAUCUGCUUCAAAAAGUGGAUGCCUAACUCAGUUCUACUAUGUGCCUUAUGCUAUAACUUGGAAGAAAGGUUGUGAAAUUCAGGAUUUAUGUGUUGUUUGUUGACUGACUCACAUCCUCUCGACGCCACACUAGUUUUGUACUGUUUUGCAUCUUAUAUCUGAAGAUCUUUUUAUGGUGUAUCCUGUUCAAAGGGGGCAGCGAUGUCAUAGAAAGCAUUUGUGCACUCUUUGAGAUAUAGUUGGUAAAUCCAAGAAUCUUAUAUAUUGAUCAUCGUGUUGAUAGUUGAGUACAGUAAGUGUUCUAUCAAGAUUGUCCAUGUUUCCCUGUUUCUUGAUAAAGAUGGUGUAUAGAAGCUAUUUCUCCUUAAAUAUUUAUGGACCAAACGGUUGUUAUAUAUCUUAUUAAAUUUGUGUGAAUAAAAAUACUUUGCUUUAACUGAGUUUUAUUUUUCAUUACACUUGCCAUUUUUGUGUUUGUUUCCUAAAUACUACGUUUUAUUUUAUCACAUCAGCAAAUGAAUUAGCAUUCAAUUAUUGAUGAGCGAUUAAAAACUUUCCACAUUUUUGCUUCCAUUUUUAAUUUAAAUUUCCUAUUUUCUGAUGUUUUUAGUUGUAAUGUAAUGCCCCAUGGAUUUGCAUCUAAACCCUGUAGUCAAAACAACAACAUGAAAAUGGCUUUUUAAUGCAUGAACAUGGAUACUUUUUAAAAUUGAAAUCGAAGGAAUGCUUCUGAGCAUACAGUGAUAUAUGCAUAUUAUUUUAGUACACCUAAAGUGAAAUAAGAGUAAUUGCAGACCCCGUAAAGCCAGGUUGCUCU